Molecule: messenger RNA, 1101 nt
Organism: Eruca vesicaria subsp. sativa (arugula)
Lineage: Eukaryota; Viridiplantae; Streptophyta; Magnoliopsida; Brassicales; Brassicaceae
Source: the annotation of a GenBank genome assembly
AUGGAUAAAGGAGAGAUUCCAGAGGACGCCAACGAGCAUUGCCCAGGUCCCCAAGAUGAAACUGCUGGAAAGUCAGAGUCUUGCGCAGGUUGCCCUAAUCAACAAGCAUGUGCCAGUGGCACUGCCCCUAUGGGACCUGACCCAGAUUUGGAUGCUAUAGCUGAAAGAAUGGCUACCGUGAAACACAAGAUUCUGGUUCUUUCUUGCAAAGGUGGUGUUGGCAAGAGCACAUUCUCAGCACAGCUCUCAUUCGCCCUAGCCGGAAUGGACCAUCAAGUAGGCCUAAUGGACUUAGACAUAUGCGGUCCAAGCAUGCCGAAAAUGUUAGGGCUCGAAGGGCAAUACAGUCACAAGAGCAACUUCGGAUGGGACCCGGUUUAUUUGGAAGGUCUAGACAACCUCGGUGUCGUGUCAAUAUCUUUCAUGUUCCCCGACUCUGAUGGUGAUCCUGCCAUCUGGAAAGGUCCACGCAAGACCGGACUCAUCAAACAGUUUUUAAAAGACGUUUACUGGGGAGAUCACGUUGAUUACCUUGUGGUUGAUACCCCACCAGGAACCUCAGACGAACACAUCACACUCGUCAAGUGCCUUACGGGGAUCGACGGUGCUAUCAUCCUUACUACUCCCCAGGAAGUCGCCAUGGCUGACGUUAGAAAGGGAGUGAAAUUUUGCAAGAAAGCUGGGGUCAAUGUGCUAGGAGUAGUGGAGAACAUGAGUGGUUUAACUCAACCGGUGAGUGAUGUCAAGUUCAUGAAGCUGACGACAGAGACCGGCUCUUCCGUGGACGUGACGCAAGACAUGAUCUCUUGCGUGAGAGAGAAUGCACCAGAGCUACUUGAUGGUGUCUUUGUGUGGAGCCAAGUGUUUGACAGCAGUGGAGGAGGUGCUGAGAGAAUGUGUGAGGAGAUGGGAGUGCCGUUUCUAGGGAAAGUUCCUUUGGAUCCACAGCUUUGUAGAGCAGCAGAACGAGGUAAGUCAUGUUUUGAGGCUAACAAGUGUUCUGUUAGCGCGCCUGCGCUUAAGAGCAUCAUAGAGAAAGUUGUUGCUUCCAUAAAGAUGAAGGAUGACCUGAGUGGAGGAGAGAACAAAGAGACCCCAUAA